Molecule: messenger RNA, 779 nt
Organism: Cutaneotrichosporon oleaginosum
Lineage: Eukaryota; Fungi; Basidiomycota; Tremellomycetes; Trichosporonales; Trichosporonaceae
Source: RefSeq, a predicted model, not a curated record
UCAACAUCCCUUCUCCAUACCUCGUUGCGCACCAACAACGAUUUCAAGGAUGGCGGUUGGCACAAUGCAUGUGUUGUGCCUCACCGCCACUGCCACAAAGUCGCUGGCCUCAGCGGGACCUCGGACCGAAAGUGGCGGCGCGGCGUACGCAGGGCAAAUGGACGCCGUGGCGCUGGCUCGCCUGGAGGACCGUGCGUUGGGUUCGGGCGAUGCGUGCGGACGAUAAUCCCGCACUCGGCUGCGACUGUGCUCGGACGCCUCCCCCUCCGACCGCUCCUGCCUCCGUCCGCUUCUCACGGAGACGAGCCUGGAUCCAGACUCGAGCCUCGAGCCUCCGCCUGCGCCUUUCGAGCUUGUUCGUUGUUCGGUUCAGCACCUGUUCGAGCAUCCCUGGGGGUGUUAGGCUCAGGUCGGGGGGCAGUCGCGCCAGUGCGGACGGCCAAGACGCGCGGCCGGGGAGACCGUCGGCGAGCAGAUGUUCGGCGGUGUGCAUAGAGUGGACGGUGCUGUCAGGGAUGGCCCGAGGUAUCUCCGCCGAGUGUGGACGACAGAAGGACCGUCGGGAUCGCGGAGGUCGCCAGCGGCGGAAUGUGUUCCGCUGCUUAAUCAUUACACGUCAGCUGGCGCCAGGUGCGCGGCACAUGGGCAGGACAUGCAGGAUACACGCAGGAAGAGUGCAGGACUCGCGAGAACGAGCCAAGCCGCGGCGCUGACGACCUGGUUGGCCUGCGGCCUGGUUGCAACAAGCGACAGGGGACUGCGCCCACCAGGUCCCAGCC